Messenger RNA from Mycena indigotica, 1380 nucleotides. RefSeq names its product BTP domain-containing protein. The coding region runs from base 1 to 1380 and encodes 459 amino acids. The transcript has a single exon. Gene Ontology annotation, molecular function: protein heterodimerization activity. NCBI's taxonomy places the organism in Eukaryota, Fungi, Basidiomycota, Agaricomycetes, Agaricales, Mycenaceae. Gene Ontology annotation, cellular component: transcription factor TFIID complex. The record is from RefSeq and is a predicted model, not a curated record.
AUGGAGAAUGCGGCCAACAAACUUCUGGAGACGGCCAGCCAUCGCACAAUGCACGCUGUUGGCUUUUCGCGUGCUUCAGCUCAAGCCUCUGCAGUUCUCACCGACCUAUUGGCGCGUUAUGUGUCUUUAGCAGCACUGACUUGCGCAAAAUAUGCCCAACACGCCGGUCGGACGACCGUGUCUUUCACGGAUGCACUCGAGGCCUUGGAUGAGAUGGGUUUCAGUCUGGAGGACUUGAUUGGGUACAUGAGGGAGGGGAAGGAGCUGUCACGAUACGCUCUUUACUCGGGAAGGAGGGUUGAGGAGCUACAUGAGCUGAGGGCUCAUUUGGGGCGGAGAGUAAGGGAGGACUCAUUCCCACUCAAAUUCCAAGAGUAUGAUGGGCAGGAGGAAGACGAGGGAAUGGAAGUAGAUAUGGAGGAAAUGGACAGCGACGAUGAACCGCCUUGGAAAAGGCAGCGGACAAUGGACUGGGAGGGCCACAUUCCUGACUUCCUACCGCCAUUCCCGGCUACCGAAGUCCCUGACUCGCCCCGCGCGGAAUCUCCACCUCCAAUGCACCCGAUGGGUACAACUGGCGCGCUUGGCUUACAAAUGACGGCGCUGUCUACUUCUGCUGCCGAUUACCUUGAACAGGUUCCCUAUGACGAGUCUACACUGGCCGAUGUCCCCGCUUGGCAUUUGCCUGGAACGGCUCCUGCUGCUCCCCCAAAGCUUCCAGCUGCGCCGACACAGACGACCGAAUUCGCGCUCUACAAAGCUUUCCACCAUAUCCUCAAAAACCCACAACGAACACCUGGUCAAGCAACACCAAUGCGUCACCGCGUCGUUGUGGCUUUACUCACUUACACUCAACUUAUUCCAAGAUGGGACCUGCCAGACUCUAUGUAUGCUUCAUCGAGCCAUGCCCCACCUCGCGCUUGGCCUAUAGUGCCUACAUUCGCGAUCCCCACUUCCGACUCGGUUGCCCCGCGAAGAUUCCCAGCUUCAUCACGAAUAGUCGCUGCUCCAGACCGACUUGUUCCUGUUGUUGGCGCUCAAGGCUCUCGCUUGCCUGAUCUGGCGCGGCGUGUUUUACCACCACAAAUAUAUUCCCGUGUCACGCGACUUGUUCAUCCACCCGUUCUCAGUCGAGGUCCUCGAAUGUUGACAUACGGCUAUCCAGCCCCUGCGCCUUGGAACUCUUUCGAGGACAAGAGUUCAAUAAACGACAAAGACCGUGAACCGCCACGAUUGCCAGAUGCACAACUAUAUAUGACCUGGGAGUAUGACGCGAAGGACUUUAGGGCACCAUUGCGUCGACCCCGAGGGUCAACAACCGCCAACAGCAGUAGCGCCCAGCCGCAGAAUUCCAAACGAUCUAGUCGUGUUAUCGUCUAG